Messenger RNA from Erpetoichthys calabaricus (reedfish), 548 nucleotides. RefSeq names its product histone H2A.Z. Gene Ontology annotation, cellular component: nucleosome. Lineage: Eukaryota; Metazoa; Chordata; Cladistia; Polypteriformes; Polypteridae. Bases 133 to 519 code for a protein of 128 amino acids. The record is from RefSeq and is a predicted model, not a curated record. The transcript has 5 exons. Gene Ontology annotation, molecular function: DNA binding; structural constituent of chromatin; protein heterodimerization activity.
CUUAGAGUUCCCGGAUGUUAAAGGCCACACAUGCUUUAUAAAAGACUGAAGGCGGGAUGUGCUGUUUAAAUUGAAGCCUAAUCAGUGUGGUAGGUUAGUUCUGCGUUCGGACAAAUCACUGCCUGAGGAAGCAUGGCUGGUGGCAAAGCAGGUAAAGAUUCGGGAAAGUCGAAGACAAAAGCGGUUUCCCGCUCCCAGAGAGCAGGAUUGCAGUUUCCUGUAGGUCGUAUUCACAGACAUCUAAAAUCCAGGACCACAAGCCACGGUCGCGUGGGAGCUACAGCCGCAGUGUACAGCGCGGCCAUUCUGGAGUAUCUUACUGCUGAGGUGUUGGAAUUGGCUGGAAAUGCAUCCAAAGAUUUGAAGGUGAAACGCAUUACGCCUCGCCAUUUACAACUGGCCAUUCGAGGCGAUGAGGAACUUGAUUCGCUUAUCAAAGCCACAAUUGCCGGCGGCGGUGUUAUUCCACACAUUCACAAGUCUCUAAUUGGCAAGAAAGGGCAGCAGAAGACUGUGUAAACUCGGACGUGAAUUUGGAUGUUUUUAAA